This is a messenger RNA of Phoenix dactylifera (date palm), 921 nucleotides long. The record is from RefSeq and is a predicted model, not a curated record. Lineage: Eukaryota; Viridiplantae; Streptophyta; Magnoliopsida; Arecales; Arecaceae.
AUCAAGUCCGGUGAUUCCACGGACAAAGCCUUCCUAAUAAUACCACCAGAUCCUCCCAAUGAUUUCUUACCUUAAUUGCACCCAUGAGUCAUCACGCCUAAUCAAAUCUAAAUUGCACCAAAUCUCCUGAUUUCCUCCUCUUUUCUUCCAUAAGUACGGUGCAAAUCGUUCCCAUAGCCCACUACAAUUACUUGUGACGCCAUGGCUAGGAAGAAGGUGAACCUGGCAUGGAUCGCCAACGACUCCCACCGGAGGGCCACCUUGAAGAAGAGGAGGAAGGGCUUGGUGAAGAAGGUGAGUGAGCUCUCGACGCUCUGCGACGUCAAAGCUUGCCUCGUAGUCUACAGCCCCCAUGAGCCCCUCCCGGUGAUGUGGCCGUCGGUCCCCGAGGCGACGCAAGUCGUCGCCCGCUUCCGGAGCAUGCCGGAGAUGGAGCAGUCCAAGAAGAUGAUGGACCAGGAAGGAUUCCUCCUGCAGCGCGUGACGAAGCUGCAGGACCAGCUACGCAGGCAGGAGCGCGAAAAUCGCGAGCUCGAGACCACGAUGCUCAUGUACGAAGGCCUCGCCGGGCGGAGCCUGCACAACGCCGGCAUGCAGGACGUGACGAGCCUUGCAUGGAUGGUGGAGAUGAAGAUGAAGAUGGUGCACGAGCGGAUCGAGAUGCUGAGGGCGCAGAGGGUCGAGGCGUCGAGCCAAGUAGUGCCGGCGGCGGCGGCGCCGCCGGUGGAGGGACCGGUGCCGGUGAUGAAGGAGAAGACGCCGAUGGAGGCGGCGAUGGAGGCUCUCGAGAGACCGAGCUGGUUCAUGGACGUCAUGAACCCUAAUGACAGCAUGAUCUAUGGUGGUGGCGCGGGGAUGAUGCAGCCCUACAUAGACCAUACCAACCCAUGGCUUGACCCCUGCUACCUCCCUUUUAAGUGA